Messenger RNA from Beta vulgaris subsp. vulgaris (sugar beet), 1902 nucleotides. Its product is annotated as cyclin-dependent kinase C-1. The record is from RefSeq and is a predicted model, not a curated record. Gene Ontology annotation, cellular component: cyclin-dependent protein kinase holoenzyme complex; nucleus. Gene Ontology annotation, biological process: protein phosphorylation; positive regulation of transcription elongation by RNA polymerase II. NCBI's taxonomy places the organism in Eukaryota, Viridiplantae, Streptophyta, Magnoliopsida, Caryophyllales, Amaranthaceae. Gene Ontology annotation, molecular function: cyclin-dependent protein serine/threonine kinase activity; RNA polymerase II CTD heptapeptide repeat kinase activity; ATP binding.
CAUCAUCAUUGUCUGUUUCAAUUUGUUUACACUCCCUCCGUACUACUUACUUCUGCUGCUAUUUCAAAAGCAACUCCAACAACACUUUCUCUCUCCUCAAGUCUUUCUCCCACAAACUCACAUUCAAUAAUGGCGGUAGCAGAAUCAGGGCAACUCAACUUAGAAACUCUAUUUGGUGGUUCUAGAAGCAUUCAUUCUUUUCAGAAGUUGCAACAAAUUGGUCAAGGCACUUACGCGCAAGUUUAUAUGGCCAAAGAAAUUGAAACUGGAGAAAUUGUUGCUCUGAAGAAGAUAAGAAUGGAAAAUGAAAAGGACGGGGUUGUCGGGUUUCCAAUUAAUGCGUUACGUGAAAUCGAGAUUCUAAGUAAGCUGCAUCAUGAAAAUAUAAUCAAAUUAAAAGAGGUUCUGGCUUCUCCAGCUGAUGAUAACGAUGAAAAAGGUGGUAUCUACAUGGUGUUAGAGUACAUGGAUCAUGAUUUAACUGGUCUUGCACGUCGUGCUGGGAAAUUUUCCGUUCCACAGACCAAGUGCUAUUUGAAGCAGCUUUUGACGGGACUCCACUAUUGUCAUGUAAACCAAGUAUUACAUCGUGAUAUAAAAGGCUCAAAUCUUCUUAUAGACAACAAGGGAACUUUGAAGCUUGCUGAUUUUGGUCUUGCCCGCUUUUUUGCCAAUGAUGAUAAAGGAAAUCUUACCAACCGGGUCAUUUCCCUAUGGUAUAGGCCUCCAGAGCUGUUGCUUGGCAGCACGAACUAUGGUCCUACUGUUGAUAUGUGGUCAGUUGGCUGUAUUUUUGCUGAGCUUCUUGACGGGAAAGCAUUGUUUCCUGGGAAAGAUGAGUCAGAGCAAAUAUUUAAGAUCUUUGAGCUGUGUGGAGCCCCAGAUGAGUCCUACUGGCCUGGUGUUACGAAGCUACCGUGGUACGACAAUUUCAAGCCUAACAGGCCAUUGAGAAGGCGCCUGCGGGAACAUCUUAGACACCUCAAUCGUCAUGCUUUGGAUUUGCUGGAGAAGAUGCUGAUUCUUGAUCCUGCACAGAGGAUCUCUAACGACCGAUGCACUUGAUUUGAGUACUUUUGGACUGAGCCAGCUUGUGAUCCUAAGAGUUUACCAAAAUAUGAAUCAUCACAUGAAUUCACGACUAAGAAAAGGCAUCAACAGCAACGACAGCAAGAGGAAGCAACCAAACGUCAGAAACUUCAGCGUUCACCAGGAAGUAUUCAUCCCUUGCCCAUUCUACCCAUUCAACAGUCUGGUCAAGCCCAAGCUCAGGGGCAGGCCGGACCUAAUUGGCCCAUGCAUGGUUCUCAAAUGCCUGUUCCUUCUGGGCCUGAGCCGCCUGACUAUCAUCACGGGAAGCCACGUGGACCUUCCAGAUAUACUCUGAGAGGGAAUGACGGUGGAGGACGCAGUUGCCCCUACCGUGGAAGUCAAGGUGGUGAGCGAGCCCGUGGCAGUGUCUCACACCUGCAACAUGGGCAGGGCCCAGCAUAUGGAUCAAGUGGCACAGCCGGUAUUGGCCCACGAGAUGGUGGAUUUGGUGGUCACGAAGGUGCCAAAAUCUACCAACAAGUUGGCCCUUAUGAUGGUUCAAGUGGCUUGCCUGGUAUGGGCCCACGAGGUGGUGCUUCUUAUGAUACUUAAGGUGGUAUGCCUGGUAUGGGCCCACCAGGUGGUGGUUCUAGUGGUCAUGGAACUGCCCGAGAUUUCCAACAAGGCGGUUCUUAUGAUGGUUCCAGUGCUGGCCGAGGGCAUAACUUAGACAUGAGGGGAACGAAACAUUAUCAGCAGCAUGGUCGGAAGCAUUAAUGUUACAGUUUCAAUUUGGGUCACAUUCCUUUUUGUUGUAGAAUGUAGAUAUACUUAGGGGUGAAAGUUAUUCGGAUAAAAUCCAAAAUCCAA